Saccharomyces paradoxus is the source of this 5664-nucleotide messenger RNA. It is a transcript of the gene FAS2, whose product is annotated as trifunctional fatty acid synthase subunit FAS2. The coding region runs from base 1 to 5664 and encodes 1887 amino acids. The record is from RefSeq and is a predicted model, not a curated record. The transcript has a single exon. Gene Ontology annotation, cellular component: fatty acid synthase complex. Gene Ontology annotation, biological process: long-chain fatty acid biosynthetic process. NCBI's taxonomy places the organism in Eukaryota, Fungi, Ascomycota, Saccharomycetes, Saccharomycetales, Saccharomycetaceae. Gene Ontology annotation, molecular function: holo-[acyl-carrier-protein] synthase activity; 3-oxoacyl-[acyl-carrier-protein] reductase (NADPH) activity; 3-oxoacyl-[acyl-carrier-protein] synthase activity.
AUGAAGCCAGAAGUUGAGCAAGAUUUAGCUCAUAUUUUGUUAACUGAAUUGUUAGCUUAUCAAUUCGCCUCUCCUGUGAGAUGGAUUGAAACUCAAGAUGUUUUUUUGAAGGAUUUCAACACUGAAAGAGUCGUUGAAAUCGGUCCUUCUCCAACUUUGGCUGGGAUGGCUCAAAGAACCUUGAAGAACAAAUACGAAUCUUACGAUGCUGCUCUAUCUUUGCAGAGACAAAUCUUAUGCUACUCCAAGGAUGCCAGAGAGAUUUACUAUACUCCAGAUCCAUCUGAGCUAGCUGCAAAGGAAGAGCCCGCUAAGGAAGAAGCUCCUGCACCAACAACAGCUGCUAGCGCACCCGCCCCUGCCGCAGCAGCCCCAGCUCCUGUUGCAGCAGCAGCACCAGUCGCAGCAGCACCAGAGAUCGCUGAUGAACCUGUCAAGGCCUCUCUAUUGUUGCACGUUUUGGUUGCUCACAAAUUGAAAAAGCCAUUAGAUUCCAUCCCAAUGUCCAAGACAAUCAAAGACUUGGUCGGUGGUAAAUCUACCGUCCAAAAUGAAAUUUUGGGUGAUUUGGGUAAAGAGUUUGGUACUACUCCAGAAAAACCAGAAGAAACUCCAUUAGAAGAAUUGGCAGAAACCUUCCAAGACACCUUCUCUGGUGCAUUGGGUAAGCAAUCUUCUUCCCUAUUGUCAAGAUUAAUCUCAUCUAAGAUGCCUGGUGGGUUUACCAUUACCGUCGCUAGAAAAUACCUACAAACCCGUUGGGGAUUGCCAUCUGGUAGACAAGAUGGUGUCCUUUUGGUAGCUUUAUCUAACGAGCCUGCUGCUCGUCUAGGUUCUGAAGCCGAUGCCAAAGCCUUCUUGGACUCUAUGGCUCAAAAAUACGCUUCCAUUGUUGGUGUUGACUUGUCGUCUACUGCUAGUGCUGCUGGUGCUGCCGGUGCCGGUGCCGGUGCCGGUGCUGCUAUGAUCGAUGCCGGCGCUUUGGAAGAAAUAACCAAAGACCACAAGGUUUUGGCCCGUCAACAACUGCAAGUGUUGGCUCGUUACUUGAAAAUGGACUUGGAUAACGGUGAAAGAAAAUUCUUGAAGGAAAAAGAUACCGUCGCCGAACUGCAAGCUCAAUUGGAUUACUUGAAUGCCGAAUUAGGUGAAUUCUUUGUUAACGGUGUUGCUACCUCUUUCUCCAGAAAGAAGGCCAGAACUUUCGAUUCCUCCUGGAAUUGGGCUAAGCAAUCUUUGUUAUCAUUGUAUUUCGAGAUAAUUCAUGGUGUCUUAAAGAAUGUGGAUAGAGAGGUCGUUAGUGAAGCUAUUAAUAUUAUGAACAGAUCUAAUGAUGCUUUGAUUAAAUUUAUGGAAUACCAUAUCUCUAAUACUGAUGAAACAAAAGGUGAAAACUAUCAAUUGGUCAAGACCCUUGGUGAACAAUUGAUUGAAAACUGUAAACAAGUUUUGGAUGUUGACCCAGUUUACAAAGAUGUUGCUAAGCCUACCGGUCCAAAAACUGCUAUCGAUAAGAAUGGUAACAUUACUUACUCAGAAGAGCCAAGAGAAAAGGUCCGGAAACUCUCUCAAUACGUACAAGAAAUGGCUCUUGGUGGUCCAAUCACUAAGGAAUCUCAACCAACUAUUGAAGAGGAUUUGACCCGUGUUUACAAGGCAAUCAGUGCUCAAGCCGACAAGCAAGAUAUUUCCAGCUCCACCAGAGUUGAAUUUGAAACAUUAUAUAGUGACUUGAUGAAGUUCUUGGAAAGCUCCAAAGAAAUCGAUCCUUCCCAAACCACCCAAUUAGCUGGCAUGGAUGUUGAAGAUGCCCUGGACAAGGAUUCCACCAAAGAAGUUGCUUCUCUGCCAAACAAAUCUACCAUCUCUAAGACAGUAUCUUCAACUAUUCCAAGAGAAACUAUUCCAUUCUUACAUUUGAGAAAGAAGACUCCUGCCGGGGAUUGGAGAUAUGACCGUCAACUUUCCUCUCUUUUCUUGGAUGGUUUGGAAAAGGCUGCCUUCAAUGGUGUUACUUUCAAGGACAAAUAUGUCUUGAUUACUGGUGCUGGUAAGGGCUCUAUUGGUGCUGAAGUCUUGCAAGGCUUAUUACAGGGUGGUGCUAAGGUUGUUGUUACCACCUCUCGUUUCUCUAAGCAAGUUACAGACUACUACCAAUCAAUUUACGCCAAAUAUGGUGCUAAGGGUUCUACUCUGAUUGUUGUUCCAUUCAACCAAGGUUCUAAGCAGGAUGUUGAAGCUUUGAUUGAAUUUAUCUACGACACUGAAAAGAAUGGUGGUCUAGGUUGGGAUCUAGAUGCUAUUAUUCCGUUUGCGGCAAUUCCAGAACAAGGCAUUGAAUUAGAAAAUAUUGAUUCUAAGUCUGAGUUUGCUCAUAGAAUCAUGUUAACCAACAUCUUGAGAAUGAUGGGUUGCGUUAAGAAGCAAAAAUCUGCUAGAGGUAUUGAAACAAGACCAGCACAAGUCAUCCUACCAAUGUCUCCAAACCAUGGUACUUUUGGUGGUGAUGGUAUGUACUCAGAAUCCAAGUUGUCUUUGGAAACUUUAUUCAACAGAUGGCACUCUGAAUCCUGGGCCAACCAAUUGACCGUUUGCGGUGCUAUUAUCGGUUGGACUAGAGGUACUGGGUUGAUGAGUGCUAAUAACAUCAUUGCUGAAGGCAUUGAAAAGAUGGGUGUUCGUACUUUCUCUCAAAAAGAAAUGGCAUUCAACUUGUUGGGUCUAUUGACUCCAGACGUUGUCGAACUGUGCCAAAAAUCUCCUGUUAUGGCUGACUUGAAUGGUGGUUUGCAAUUUGUUCCAGAAUUGAAGGAAUUCACCGCUAAAUUACGUAAGGAGUUGGUUGAAACUUCUGAAGUUAGAAAAGCUGUUUCCAUCGAAACUGCUUUGGAACAUAAGGUUGUCAACGGCAGUAGUGCUGAUGCUGCAUAUGCUCAAGUCGAGGUUCAACCAAGAGCCAACAUUCAACUGGACUUCCCAGAAUUGAAACCAUACAAGCAGGUUAAACAAAUUGCUCCCGCUGAACUUGAAGGUUUGUUAGAUUUGGAGAGAGUUAUUGUUGUUACCGGUUUUGCUGAAGUCGGCCCAUGGGGUUCUGCCAGAACAAGAUGGGAAAUGGAAGCUUUUGGUGAAUUUUCAUUGGAAGGUUGCGUUGAAAUGGCUUGGAUAAUGGGUUUCAUUUCAUACCAUAACGGUAAUUUGAAAGGUCGUCCAUACACCGGUUGGGUUGAUUCUAAGACGAAAGAACCAGUCGAUGACAAGGACGUCAAGGCCAAAUAUGAAUCAUCUAUCUUGGAACACAGUGGUAUCAGAUUGAUCGAAGCAGAAUUAUUCAAUGGUUAUAACCCAGAAAAGAAGGAAAUGAUCCAAGAAGUUAUUGUCGAAGAAGACUUGGAACCAUUUGAAGCUUCUAAGGAAACUGCUGAACAAUUCAAACACCAACAUGGCGACAAGGUGGAUGUCUUUGAAAUUCCAGAAACAGGAGAAUACUCUGUUAAGUUGCUAAAGGGCGCCACCUUAUACAUUCCAAAGGCCUUGAGAUUUGACCGUUUGGUUGCUGGUCAAAUCCCAACUGGUUGGAGUGCUAAGACAUAUGGUAUUUCUGAUGAUAUCAUUUCUCAAGUCGACCCAAUCACAUUAUUUGUUUUGGUCUCUGUUGUGGAAGCCUUUAUUGCAUCUGGUAUCACCGAUCCAUACGAAAUGUACAAAUACGUUCAUGUCUCUGAAGUUGGUAACUGUUCUGGUUCUGGUAUGGGUGGUGUUUCUGCCCUCCGUGGUAUGUUUAAGGACCGUUUCAAGGAUGAGCCUGUCCAAAACGAUAUUUUGCAAGAAUCAUUUAUCAACACCAUGUCUGCUUGGGUUAACAUGUUGUUGAUUUCCUCAUCCGGUCCAAUUAAGACACCUGUUGGUGCCUGUGCCACAUCCGUGGAAUCUGUUGAUAUUGGUGUAGAAACCAUCUUGGCUGGUAAGGCUAGAAUUUGUAUUGUCGGUGGUUACGAUGAUUUCCAGGAAGAAGGUUCUUUUGAGUUUGGUAACAUGAAGGCCACUUCUAAUACUUUGGAAGAAUUUGAACAUGGUCGUACCCCAGCAGAAAUGUCCAGACCUGCUACCACUACCCGUAAUGGGUUCAUGGAAGCUCAAGGUGCUGGUAUCCAAAUCAUCAUGCAAGCUGAUUUAGCUUUAAAGAUGGGUGUACCAAUCUACGGUAUUGUUGCUAUGGCCGCUACCGCUACCGAUAAGAUUGGUAGAUCUGUGCCAGCUCCAGGUAAGGGUAUUUUGACCACUGCUCGUGAACACCAUUCCAGUGUUAAGUAUGCUUCACCAAAUUUGAACAUGAAGUACAGAAAGCGCCAAUUGGUUACUCGUGAAGCUCAAAUUAAAGAUUGGGUAGAAACCGAAUUGGAAGCAUUGAAGUUGGAGGCUGAAGAAAUUCCAAGCGAAGACCAAAAUGAAUUUUUGCUUGAACGUACCAGAGAAAUCCAUAACGAAGCUGAAAGUCAAUUGAGAGCUGCACAACAACAAUGGGGUAACGACUUCUACAAGAGGGAUCCACGUAUCGCUCCAUUGAGAGGUGCCUUGGCCACUUACGGUUUAACUAUUGAUGACUUGGGUGUCGCUUCAUUCCACGGUACAUCCACAAAGGCUAAUGACAAGAACGAAUCUGCCACAAUUAAUGAAAUGAUGAAGCAUUUGGGUAGAUCUGAAGGUAACCCUGUCAUUGGUGUUUUCCAAAAAUUCUUGACUGGUCAUCCAAAGGGUGCUGCCGGUGCAUGGAUGAUGAAUGGUGCUUUGCAAAUCCUAAACAGUGGUAUUAUCCCAGGUAACCGUAACGCUGAUAACGUUGAUAAGAUCUUGGAGCAAUUCGAAUACGUCUUGUAUCCAUCUAAGACUUUAAAGACCGACGGUGUCAGAGCUGUAUCCAUUACUUCUUUCGGUUUCGGUCAAAAGGGUGGUCAAGCCAUCGUGGUCCAUCCAGACUACCUAUACGGUGCCAUCACCGAAGACAGAUACAAUGAGUAUGUUGCCAAGGUCAGUGCCAGAGAGAAGAGCGCUUACAAGUUCUUCCACAACGGUAUGAUCUACAACAAGUUGUUCGUUAGUAAGGAGCAUGCUCCAUACACUGAUGAAUUGGAAGAGGAUGUUUACCUAGACCCAUUAGCCCGUGUCUCUAAGGAUAAGAAGUCUGGCUCUUUGACUUUCAACUCUAAGAACAUUCAAAGUAAGGACAGCUACAUCAAUGCCAACACUAUCGAAACCGCCAAAAUGAUUGAAAACAUGACCAAGGAGAAGGUCUCUAACGGUGGCGUCGGUGUAGAUGUUGAAUUAAUCACCAGCAUCAACGUUGAAAACGAUACUUUUAUCGAACGCAAUUUCACCGCGCAAGAAAUAGAGUACUGUAACGCGCAACCUAGCGCACAAAGCUCCUUUGCUGGAACAUGGUCUGCCAAAGAAGCCGUUUUCAAGUCCUUAGGCGUCAGGUCCCUAGGUGGUGGUGCUGCAUUGAAGGACAUCGAAAUUGUGCGUGUUAACAAGAAUGGGCCUGCCGUUGAACUGCACGGUAACGCCAAGAAGGUCGCUGAGCAAGCUGGUAUUACCGAUGUGAAGGUAUCCAUUUCUCACGAUGACCUUCAAGCCGUCGCGGUCGCCAUUUCUACUAAAAAAUAG